Molecule: messenger RNA, 4908 nt
Organism: Gavialis gangeticus (Gharial)
Lineage: Eukaryota; Metazoa; Chordata; Crocodylia; Gavialidae
Product: Y+L amino acid transporter 2-like
Exons: 11
Coding region: 241-1767 (508 amino acids)
Biological process (GO): amino acid transmembrane transport
Cellular component (GO): membrane
Molecular function (GO): L-amino acid transmembrane transporter activity
Source: RefSeq, a predicted model, not a curated record
CCUUGUUUGGCCUUUUUGGCUAGAUCUUGUACCUUGCUUCAUCGCGGCCCUUGUUUUCCAUGAGCACUUUAUAAAGAGGCCACUAUUGAACUACAGAAGACAAAUCUGAGCCCCCUAGAUGCAUACUUAUAUAGAAGCAGAUGGAAGUUAGAUGGGUUGUGGCUCAGUUCUUUAAUUUAUAGAUGCCUUUACCCUAAAGGAAGGAGUACAUCGACUGUAUAUUGGUAAUGAUAAGUGAAAAUGACAGGCCGCUGGACUGUAUGCUGCAAUAAAAAGACCACCUCCAAGAAUGGAAUGCCUGAAAUGGACAAUGUGGUGGAAAACGUGGAAGGAAAAAUGAAGAUGAAGCAAGAAAUUACUUUGCUGAAUGGUGUCUCUUUGAUAGUAGGGAACAUGAUUGGCUCUGGAAUCUUUGUUUCACCCAAAGGCGUUCUAAUGUACAGUGGCUCCUAUGGACUCUCACUAGUCCUUUGGGCUAUUGGUGGGAUCUUUUCAUUGUUUGGAGCUUUAUGUUAUGCUGAAUUGGGAACAUCCAUUGUGAAGUCAGGGGCUAGUUUUGCCUAUAUACUGGAGGCUUUUGGUGCUUUUAUAGCCUUUAUCAGACUGUGGUCUUCCCUGCUAAUUAUUGAACCAACAACACAGGCAGUAAUAGCAAUUACAUUUGCUAAUUACAUAGUCCAACCAGUAUUUCCAUCCUGUGAACCACCAUAUGACGCAGUCAGGUUGAUCGCAGCUGCUUGUAUCUGUUCAAUAACAUUUAUUAACUGUGUCAAUGUGAAAUGGGGAACCAGAGUACAGGAUCUUUUCACAUACGCAAAAAUUCUGGCCCUUAUUGUAAUCAUAGCUGUUGGUCUUUACAAAAUCUCUCAAGGGGAAACGGAAAACCUGAAAGCUCCAUUUGAAGGUUCGACAACGGAUGCAGGGUUUAUAGCACUUGGUCUAUAUUCAGCACUCUUUUCCUACUCUGGAUGGGAUACUCUAAAUUAUGUCACUGAGGAAAUGAAGAAUCCUGAAAGGAACCUACCAAUUUCAAUUGCAAUUUCAAUGCCUAUUGUGGCUCUUAUUUACUUGCUGACUAACAUAGCAUACUAUGUAGUACUGGACAUGGGCACUCUCCUAGCCAGUGAUGCAGUGGCAGUGACAUUUGGUAAUGAAAGCCUUAGUUAUGCUAAGUGGAUAAUUCCUAUUGCAGUGGCCAUGUCAUGUUAUAGUGGAUUGAACUCAUCAGCUAUUGCAGCUUCCAGGCUGUUUUAUGUUGGGGCUCGAGAAGGACACCUUCCUGACAGUUUGAGUUUGAUUCAUGUGAAGUGUUUCACCCCAGUCCCUGCUCUUCUCUUUAAUGGUUUAAUGACUCUGCUUUACCUUCUUGUGGAGGAUGUCUUUCUCCUUAUUAAUUACUACUGCUUCAACUAUUGGCUAUUUGUUGGGCUGUCUAUUGCAGGAUUAAUAUACCUGAGAUACACUCAGCCUGAUAGGCCUCGGCCUAUUAAACUCAGCCUCUUCUUUCCUAUAGUAUACUGUCUAUGCACCAUUUUUCUGAUCAUGGUUCCUCUCUACAGUGAUACAGUUAAUUCCCUUAUUGGAAUUGGGAUAGCCCUCUCUGGAAUUCCUGUAUAUUAUGUGGGGCUUUAUCUCCCACCUGAAAAGAGACCAAGAUUUCUUCGAAGGCUAUCUGCUAUGAUAACAAAGUAUGUUCAGAUGAUAUUCUACUGUUGUCUGACAGACCUGGACAUAGACGUAGACCCUAUUGAAGCAAAAGCCAAAUAAACCUGAGUCAACAUUUCCAUACCUGAAGCAUUUUUGUUGUCUGAAGUCCUUAGUGUGAUUUGGUUACACUAAAGCACCAACAAUUCCACUGUGCAUCAGUUUGAUGUUUGUUAAUUUGUGUUUAUUCUAUUAGCCCUUUCAGUGCCAAGGGUACUUACAAGUCCCUGUUCUACAGGAUUUUUUAACUUUCUGAUUGAUUAGUUUAUCAUAUAGUGCUUUGAUAUUAUAAAGCAGUGUAUGAAUAAACGUUUAGUAUUUUAUAGUAUUAAAUAUUACAUUAAUUAGAAAAGGGUUGCAAAGUCAUCAAAUGCCAGUUAGACUCUUGAGAAAUAAAAUGAUCAAUGGAAAAAAGGUAAAAUCAGAUAUUUACAAUAUUUAUGUUUCAAAACCUGAAGUGGGAGAGAAAGUCACAAUGUAAAAAUUUUAGCCAUUGUUUUACAAGUAGUAAAUCUGUUCUUAGCAAGAAAUUUUAAGUAUUCAGGCAAGCAUUCCAAAGAAUAAAUGCAGUGCUAGAAUAAAAAUAUUCCAAUUCAUAAACCAAUGUAAGAUCCAGGCAAACACAAUCAAUUCAAUUCAAUUCAAAGAAGAAAACAGAGAUGAUACAAUAGAUAUCAAAGUCUGAGUAGUAAAAGUUCUUUGAAAAAGCUUCAUCUGAUGAUAAGCAAUUAUUAUGUCUUUGAAAGGGAGGUAUCCAGAUUACAAACAUUAUCACAUGCUAGUAGUAAUGUAAUUUAUAACAGAUGUUUGAUCUCUUGCAGAUCCGCCUGCUGUAGCAUGAGUUACAGUAAUGAGUCAUGUUUAAUAUGAGUAUAUUCAGAGUUAAACCUAUCACUUUUCCACAAUGUGCCUGUUUUCCUGAGAAACAGGAAACCAUAGCCAUAAAAAUCAGUUUGUCUCUUGGCUUUAUUCAUAAGGGGGUGGGCAUGGCUUAGGGGUCAUCAGUGUUAUAAACUGCCAGUUAGCUGCCACCUAAUCCUAUAGCCUAUAUAGGUACCUAUGUUUCCACUGAUAAAAUCUACUGAAUUUCUAUCACUGGGAAUAAACAGAAUUACCCAAGCCCUAAUGCCAUAGAGCCCUCCUAAAUCUCAAAAGAGUUCAAAAAGUGUUUCCUACACAUAUCUUACCACUGGGCCCUAAUCCAUUAAGGAUGAGGAGAAAGAUGUGAUAUUCUUCUUUUUAUUCAGUAAUCUAGUGGUCUGAAUAUUCACUUGGAAGAUCUAGGUCCAAAUCCUCCCUCUGGCUAGUUUGGAGUGGGCAACUGUGACCAGAUUUCCCACCUCCCAGGAAAGUGUCUUAACCACUGAGCUAUGAACUAUUCUGAGGCAGUUCCUCCAUGAUCUCGUCUACUAAAGUUGUUCCACUUUGCAUCAAAAUAAUUGAAAAAUCUAUUAGUUCAGGGAGAAAAAGGGACUCCAUAGUCUGGUGUUUAGGGCACAUCCCUUAGAGAAAGGGGACCAGGAUUACAAAGGAUCCUACCUGAGGUACCUAACUCCAGGAAAUGCUCAUGGCUAUGCAACCCAAGAGGACAUGGGCAUCUCUUUCUGGCCCUUAGUUAAGUGCCUACAUUUUUUGAGGGUCUUAGGCCCAUACCUCAAUGUGUUUCCUACUGACUCUCAUAGGCAACUCAAUGUGCUGGCUGCUGAGCCCUUCUUAGAUGCCAAACUCUCCCCAUGCAGUGCAUAGGAAAGUCUUGGUGCUUACCUGGGGAUUGUGAAUUCCACCUAGUGGCAGGGUACCUAGAAUGUAAUAUUGUAAUGCUGAACUCUACAAACCCUGAGCCCCUUGUGAAUCUAGCCCUAACCUGCUAUCUCCUAAAAAUUAAAGAGACGGGAAUGGUCUUGCAAGAAAUAUCUGCAAAUUAAGUGACAGAGGUGCCCCCUCUAGUCCUACAAUAUUUAUUUAGACUUUGAUACACUUUGUCAUCCUGUGGAAUAUGUUAUCCGUAUAUUACAGUAUCAUUGAAGAAAAUACCAUAUUUUCUCUGUAGUUUCAAUUUCAGUGCCCUCAUCAAUAUCUCCUAUUUCUGUUCCUUAUACCAGUCACUUUAGCCUCUAGCAUUAUCAGCCUUCAUUCAAGCCUGUGUGGAGGGAUUUGCAGGGAAGAGGGAAAAUAAGAACUGUUGGCUUGUGCUAGUGCUAGUCAAGCUUCCAUGAUUUAGUGCACUUCCUGAAAAGCUCUGACUGGCAGGACUCCUGUAGUGUCUAGUGCACUUUAGAGGUGUCUAGUGCACUUUCUAGCAGCCCCAGAAUUAAAACCUCCACAUCUCUACAUUUACUUAAAUAUCAAAAUUAUAGAAGUUAGAGAAGAAGCCUUGAUGUAUCAUUUGCUGCAUCCAGCCCAAAGUGCCCCAGCAUCUCCAGAUACUUUGUAUGGGACUCAACCAGUUUGGAAUUUGUGCUGUUCAGUCUCUCUGCUAUUGCACAGCAGGACUGUGUUUUAGCUUCUAACUCUACCUAUUACAGCUCACCUGUAAACUACAGAUAUCACAGCCCGCACACUAUUUCAACAUGAAGCAUAAAUUUAAGAAUAAUAAUUAAUUGGCACAAUUUUAAACAUGAGAGAGCCUGUCUAUACAGAUACUAAGUCAUAUUUAAUGUCAAGCUGUCUGUCAUGCAGACCUAAUGACACUAGUGCUCUGUAGCCUGUACUGGUUACCUGUAAACUUCCUUUAAAGCUUUUUCCUUUGGAAAAAGAAACAGGAAUUACUAAGUGGCCUGAGACCAGGAUUUCUGAAGCAAACACCUCAGCAGUGGUCCGUGUUGGUGGCAAAGACAAAGGUCACAUGUCAAGACAAGUCUGCAGGUUCUUAAGCUACAAAACUUAUUUCCCUCAUGUUGUCUGACAAGGGACUGUAUUUAUAAAGCUUCAGGGCAUGCUAAAAAAAAACCCAGCAGCACACAACCAACAAGACACCUAAUGCUUUCUUUCAUUUCAUUUCAUUUCCUUUUUUUUGCUGAGAGAGAGAUUAAGGGUGUGUAAGCUGAGAGUGGGCAAUGUUAUUGUAAUAUUGUUUGAAUGAUCCAAUUUCUAUUUUCUUACCAUGUAUUUUGUAGCGUUUAUUCCUGUAAUUUGUAUAUUUUAAUUACUGUAAAAUACCUACAGUUUAAAAAAUCUAAAUAAAUUUCUGGUCUUUGAGAAGUG